This is a messenger RNA of Sinocyclocheilus grahami, 2094 nucleotides long. Its product is annotated as GTPase IMAP family member 8-like. The record is from RefSeq and is a predicted model, not a curated record. Lineage: Eukaryota; Metazoa; Chordata; Actinopteri; Cypriniformes; Cyprinidae. The transcript has 3 exons. Bases 74 to 2056 code for a protein of 660 amino acids. Gene Ontology annotation, molecular function: GTP binding.
GAGGGAGUUAAAGCACAACCAACUGGCUAAACAGCUGGAGGAUGAACAUGAGCAAGGCUACGAAAUAAAAAAAAUGGAGAUGAUGGAAAAUAUCCGUUUAAAUUUGGUCUUGCUGGGAAGAUCGGGAGUUGGGAAAAGUUCAACAGGAAACACAAUACUGGGACGGGAAGCUUUCACAUCACUCACAGAAGCUGUUACCGUUGAAGUUGGUGAUGUUUGUGGAUUGCCUGUCAGAGUUUAUGACACACCAGGAUUUUCUAAUGCAGAGCAUGGGAUAUAUGAAGAAGUCCUGCAGAAAUGUGAAUCGGGCUUGUGUGCAUUUCUCCUGGUUCUCCGGGCAGACAGAUUCAAUCAAGAAGAUCAAAGAAUUGUGGAACAAAUUGAGGAGUUGUUGGGAGAAAAACACAAAGACAAUACCUGGAUUAUCUUCACCAGAGAAGAUGAACUUGAAGAAGGAGCCAUAAGUACUGUCAUUGAUGAGAAUGAAGCUUUGAAGAAACUUGUACAAAUGUAUGAACCCAGAUUCCACGUAUUGAACAACAAAGAUAGAAAAAGAUGUGGUGGCCAAGUGAAAUCUCUUCUGUCUGCACUUGUCCAGGGGAACAUACACACUUUGCCACAAAAAGGACCAAAAAGAAUUUCCACCAACAUCCAGGAGAUUCCUGUUUCCAAUCGUUUAUCCAGAAGAAUUGUGCUGCUGGGUAAAACUGGCGUUGGGAAGAGUGCAUCUGGAAACACAAUACUGAGAAAGAAAGAGUUUAAAUCUUUAAAUGGCACAAAUUCAGUGACCCGUAAAUCCUCAGAGAAACAUGCGACUGUUUCAGGCAGGAACGUGUCUGUAAUUGACACUCCUGGAUUCUUUGACACACAGAUGGCACCUGAGCAGUUCAUGAUAGAGAUAGCGAGAAGUGUUUAUUUAUCCUGUCCUGGACCACAUGCUUUUCUCAUUGUGUUUCCUGUGAAUAAUAGAUUCACUGACCAGGAGGUAGAGAUUCCUCAGAUCAUUGAGAUGUUGUUUGGAGAAGAAGUGUUAAAAUACUCCAUCAUUCUCUUCACACAUGAAGAUCAGCUACAAAAAAUGUCAGUAGAAAAGCUCAUUAAUGAUAAUGAAAAUCUAAAAAAUAUAGUUGAUCAGUGUGGAGGCAGAUAUCAUGUCUUCAACAAUAGAGAUGAGAAUAACAUAGAGCAGGUGAAUGAUCUACUGCAGAAGAUUGACACAAUGAUAAAGCAGAAUGGAGGAGGAUACUACAGUAAUGAAAUGUUUGAAGAUGCUCUGAGAUUCAGACAAAAAAUGGAGAUUGAUAAAACAAGAAAGGAGACCGAGGAGAACAUCAGAACAAAGAUACAAAGAGAGAAUAAUGUGAGACAACAACAAGAGGAGAAAAAAAGACGAGAGGAAAUGGAGAGAGAGAGGGAAAAAAGAGAGGAGAAAAGCAGAAAGAUAAAAGCUCAGAGAUCUGAAAUAGAAAGACUUAGAGUGGAGCUGCAGAAAGACAAAGAGGAGAGAAAUCAAGAAGAGAAAAAAAGACAAGACGAGAGUGAACAAAUGAGAAAGGAGACAGAUGAGAAAAGUGCAAAGAUAGAAGCUCAGAGCUCUGAAAUAGAAGGACUUAGAGUGGAGAUGCAGAGAAACAAAGAGGAGAAAAGUGCAAAGAUAGAAGCUCAGAGCUCUGAAAUAGAAGGACUUAGAGUGGAGAUGCAGAGAAACAAAGAAGAGAGAAAUCAAGGAGAGAAACUAAGACAAGAGGAGCUUGAGGGAAUGAAAAAGGAGAUGGAGGAUAAAACCAGAAAAAUAGAAGCUCUGAGAUCUGAAAUAGAAAAACUUAGUGUGGAGAUGCAGAGAGAGAAUAAUGAGAAACAACAAGAGGAGCACAAAAACACACCAGAUUCCGAAGAGACAAGUGGAUUUAAGAAUUUUUUUUCCAAGUAUUGGAAAUAUUUUUUAAAAGGCAUCGCAGUUGGUGCUAUAAUUGGUGGAGUUGCUGGUGAAAUUGUUUGUGGAGUUGUUGGCAGAGUUGUAGCCUUGAUUGUUGAUAAAAAGCAGGGGCCUCACUAAAGUAUGCUGCAAGUAUCAUGAAAGAUAAUAUCAAUACA